AGAAAACUAAAAAAAAAAGAAAAAUCGAGCAGUUUUUGUGAUCUGCCAAUUGCAUAUCAGUAACCAGAGCUUAUCUUGAAUUCAGAUACGACAGUAACCUUUCGCAUGUUGUGCUCAGGAAGAGUAUAUAAAGGAUAUUGAAAAUGUUUGCCCAAAGAUAGUAAUUGUUUUGGAUUCAAGGUUCAAUUUUAGUAGUUUUACUAUUCAAUUCCCUCUCUUGCUUUCUCUUCAUAAUUUUUUUCUCUUUUUCUUUUGAUUAAGAUGCAAUCUAGUGUUUAUCACAAUCCUCACCGUGUCUCUCAUCAAGGUGUACUUCGUGGACCUAGACCACUUCAACAAACCACAAUUUACACCCCGAGACAGCCUCGAAAACCAUUGCUGAUCAGAGUUCCGCCUUCAAAAAAGGUCCCUGAAUCCCAUCCUCCUCAACAUUAUAAUUAUCCACCACCAAGACCUGUUGAACGACGAGCAUCUAAAACUGAACUCGAUCAAACGGAGCAAUCCUGUCAAGAACCUCAAUACAAUAAAAAAUUGCCUGUUCAACCAGAGCCUCAGACUUGCACACAUCAAAUACCGCUACAUUGUUAUUCGUCAGAUGAAGACGAGGAGGAUGAGUUGGAUGAUGAAAUUAUUCUUCGAGAUUUGAGUUUAUCACGUAAAAAGAGUGUACAUGAUAUCACGAUUUCAGACGAUGAGGAUGACGAGGAUGAACAGGAAGUACCUAAACCAACAGAGCUUCAUCAAACAAAAACAAAUACCCAUAAAAGCGAUUUACCGCCUAUACCCGUGAUUGUUGCUCCUGAUUCUCAAGAUAACAAAGAUACCACUAUGCCGCAAAUUCCUACUAUCUGUGCUCCGGGUGGAUUUUCUGAUGACGAGGAUACGAUACCCAAAAAAGUACCUGAAAAGAAGCAUAACAAGAUCCUUAGUUCUAUUUUCUUUGGUAUUCGUUGUGAUGGAUGUGAAGAACCUUUAAGUGGACAAGCCAUCACAACAUCAGGCAAGCACUGGCAUACACAUUGUUUUCAAUGCCAAGCAUGCCAUCAAAAUCUAGAGCAUAUUGCAUUUUACGAAAAGGAGGGACUUCCUUAUUGUGCGUUGGAUUACCAUGAACUCUUCAGUCCACGUUGUGAUUUUUGCAAGACACCUAUUGAGGAGCAUUCGAUUUCUGCUCUGGGGAAAACGUAUCAUCCAGGCCAUUUUUUCUGUCGAGAAUGCGGUAAACCAUUCGAUGAAGAAACUACCUUUUUAGAACAUGAAGGACAUGCUUAUUGUGAAAAAGACUACUACAAGCAGUUUGGCAAAAAGUGUCGUGGCUGUGAAGAGAUCAUUACAGGCGAUUUUUUGGUAGCUUUAGGUGCUGACUGGCACAAGGAAUGCUUUGUAUGUGCAGAUUGCGGUGGUACAUUUACUUCUUCUACUUUUCUGAUUCGAGCAGGAAAACCCUAUUGUGAAGCACAUUACGAUAAACAAGCGUCUGUAGCAUCUAGAAGAAAAGUCAAUCCUAAAUCAACACGUAUGGUUCUCCCUGUAUUUGAUUUAUUACCUGAUAUUAAACCAACAACACCCAAAGAAGAGAAAAAAAUAUGUCAUCAAUGUCACAACACAAUUCAGGGUAGAAACUUAAGUGCCUUUGGCUAUGAUUAUCAUCCUCUGCAUUUCCAAUGUUCCCAGUGUGACAAGAUACUUUCCGCUCGAUUGACAGGCCUUUAUCAAGCAACUGAGAGCAAUGAGAUUGUAUGUAAACCUUGUGCUAGAAGGAAUAAUAAACCUUUAUAAUACGUCAUGUUCAUAAACGCAAUAGACGUGGCUUGAACGUCUCCAUAUUUAAAAAAAUGGGUUCAAUGCCCGUCAGCCAUUCUUUUCUCUCUUUCUUUUAUCGUUAUUAUGGC
Messenger RNA from Gilbertella persicaria, 1892 nucleotides. RefSeq lists its product as uncharacterized. The record is from RefSeq and is a predicted model, not a curated record. Lineage: Eukaryota; Fungi; Mucoromycota; Mucoromycetes; Mucorales; Choanephoraceae. The transcript has 2 exons. Bases 262 to 1779 code for a protein of 505 amino acids.